Molecule: messenger RNA, 624 nt
Organism: Heterobilharzia americana
Lineage: Eukaryota; Metazoa; Platyhelminthes; Trematoda; Strigeidida; Schistosomatidae
Source: the annotation of a GenBank genome assembly
AUGCGCCAUCAUUGUGGAUGCUUUCUCGAACCAUCAGUAGUAUUAACCCCUUCUCUGUUCGCUAUUGCUUCAACUCUUGGUGAAUCUAGCAAUCUCAGUGAUCAGCAACAAGCAGUUGAAAUUUAUGAAAGUCUAGUCAAGAAAACUUUGAACCGGUCAAAGAAUUAUGUGAAAGCAGCUGAACACUACAAAGAAGUAAUUCUUCUGGAGCCUAAUCAUAAAGGCGCCUUAUUUAAUUUAGCUCUGCUCUAUCGAAAUCAACUUGGAAAACCGAAUGAUGCUAGCAGUCUUGCCCUUCACCUUAUUCAAGUUCAUCCUUCACAUAUGAAAUCAUACUUACUUCUCGGUGAUAUCGAACUGACAGAAAAGGCUAACACAAAGCAAGCAAAACAGUAUUUUGAACAGGCUCUCAAACUAAACCCUACCAAUAUUCAAGCGAAGCACAACUUCUGCGUCGCUCUGGCAGAUGAAGGUGAGUUGGAACAGUCAGAGUCUUGUCUUUUGGAAGCAAUAGCCAUGACGCCAAAACCACAAAACUACUUGUUGCAACACCUGGAAAUCAUACGUGAACGCCUGCGUUCUCGUGGAAGGCGGUCCCUUUCUAGUUCAACCGAUGAUGACUAA